AUGGCACGUCCCGUCGCCUCCACGCCGCAUCUCGUCUGGGCCGCCGGCCACUUCCUGACGUUCAUCGCCGGCCUGCGCUUCCUCAUCGGCACCUUUCUCUUCAGCAGCGCCGCGCUCGGCCGCUGGUACAGCGUCGCGUACCUCGGCGCCGUGGUGUCGUACGGCGUCGUGGUGUACAAGAGCUUCGGCGUGCCCCAGGUGAACAAGGCGUACCUGCAGCGCGCCGCGAUGGAUGAGAACGUGCAGUACCUCCUGCUGGCGCUCUACUGGUGGUUCAGCAAGCCGAUCUUCAUCACCGUCGUGCCGUACACGACCUUCUCGCUCUUCCACGUCCUCACCUUCGUGCGCACCACCAUCAUCCCGAUGGCCUUCCCCAGCGCCACUCCUGCGCCGCGUGCCGCUGCUGGCGCCGAUGGCGCUGCCGCACCCGCUGCCGCGCCCGCAUCGGCGCCGGCGCGCGCCAGCAAGUUCAUCCAGAGCUGGGUCAAGGCCAACUACGACCCCGCGAUGCGCUUCGUCGCGUACGCCGAAGUCGCCAUCUUCGCGCGCGUCCUCAUUGGCGCCCUUCUCCUGCGCAACUCUCUCCUGGCGCCGCUCUUCUACGCACACUUCUGCCGCCUGCGCUUCUACAUGAGCAGCUUUACGCGCGAGGCCUUCUCGCACGUCGGCGCUAAGCUGGACGAGGCUACGACGCACAACGCGUGCCCGCCGGUGGUGCGCAAGGCUUAUGUGAUGGGCACGGAUGUGAUCUCGAGAUACGCAAGCACUGUCCUCUCCGUGCAAGGCCAGGGCGCUCCCGCCGCCGGCGCCGCCGCUCCUGCCGCCGCAAACGGCGGUGCUGCACCCGCAGCUGCUGGCGCGCGCCGCUAA
Molecule: messenger RNA, 870 nt
Organism: Tilletiopsis washingtonensis
Lineage: Eukaryota; Fungi; Basidiomycota; Exobasidiomycetes; Entylomatales
Exons: 6
Coding region: 1-870 (289 amino acids)
Biological process (GO): membrane organization; endoplasmic reticulum tubular network organization
Cellular component (GO): membrane; endoplasmic reticulum
Source: RefSeq, a predicted model, not a curated record